Molecule: messenger RNA, 558 nt
Organism: Brassica oleracea var. oleracea
Lineage: Eukaryota; Viridiplantae; Streptophyta; Magnoliopsida; Brassicales; Brassicaceae
Exons: 1
Coding region: 1-558 (185 amino acids)
Molecular function (GO): RNA-DNA hybrid ribonuclease activity; nucleic acid binding
Source: RefSeq, a predicted model, not a curated record
AUGCACUUAAGCUGGCAAAGGAAUGGCAGUCUGCCCAACCUCAGCACAAAGUUAACUCUGUUUCGCCCAAAGACUGUCAACCACCGAACCAGAAAUCACUACCCUGCAGGUCCUCAAAACGCUCUUCUCAUCUUUUCAGACGCUGCUUGGAAUAGCACCACCUGUGACAGCGGUUUGGGAUGGGUUGCCACUGAUAUAAAUGGAGCUGUAAGUUUCCAAGGGUCAUCGAGUCGCCGUUAUGUUGCAUCAGUCUUGGUAGCUGAAGCACUGGCUCUAAAAUCAGACCUACAACAGGCUGUUUCAUUGGGGUACAAGGACGCAGUCUGUUUAUCAGACUCUCGCUGUCUAUUUGGCCUCCUCACAGGAAACUCUUCUGUGAUCUCAAUUCAAGGACUGCUCCAUGACAUCUGCGCGUUGAGCAGUUCCCUCAACUCUAUCUCCUUUAAGUUUAUCUCUCGAGCUUAUAAUUCUGCUGCUGAUUGUAGUGCGAAGAAUGCUCUGUUUGUACUUUCUAACUCACCCAGUGGGAUGAGGAACUCUUUGGCUGAUAACGUUUAA